Periophthalmus magnuspinnatus is the source of this 694-nucleotide messenger RNA. RefSeq names its product adipogenesis associated, Mth938 domain containing (gene aamdc). NCBI's taxonomy places the organism in Eukaryota, Metazoa, Chordata, Actinopteri, Gobiiformes, Gobiidae. Gene Ontology annotation, cellular component: cytoplasm. Gene Ontology annotation, biological process: positive regulation of fat cell differentiation. The record is from RefSeq and is a predicted model, not a curated record. Bases 209 to 583 code for a protein of 124 amino acids. The transcript has 4 exons.
GGAGGUGGGCUAACUGCGCCGUUUGACACCGUGCGCUCCAGCCAUCCAUAGCUUCAAAAUUAGCACACUGCGUCACCACAGGGGCAGCUAGUGAGCAGAGGAACCGAAUACAGAGCAGAUAAAAUAGAGCUGGGUGUGACAUUUUGGUGCUCCUGCUGCUGUGCUGUAGAUCUGGGUGUGACCCUUGGGUGCUCCUGUUGUUGCAGAUAUGACAUCCCCCCAGAUCGCCUCUCUGUCCUGGGGGCACAUGAGGGUGGAAGGCCAGGGCUGCUCUGGCUCCUAUAAGGACUGUAAGGUGUGGCCCGGGGGGAGCCGAGCCUGGGACUGGAGAGAGACGGGCACCGACCAUCACCCCGGAGUGCAGCCAGCUGAUCUGGACGAGCUGCUGACAAAGGGCAUAGACCUGCUGGUGAUCGGUCGAGGCAUGUCUGAGGCCCUGCAGGUUCCUGGCUCCACGCUGGACUUUGUGAGGGGCCGCGGUGUGGAGGUCACGGUUCUGCAGACGGAGAAGGCUGUGGACCAGUACAAUAAGCUGGCUGCGCAGGGCAGGAAGGUGGCUGGGAUCUUCCACUCCACCUGCUGACCUCCGCCAGCUCCCAAGUUCUCCACUCUACCUGCUGACCACUGCAAGCCAAAGUCUUCUGAAGCUGUCUGUGUUAGGUGCUGCUAUCAGAGAGUCCAGGAAUGCUUUGAG